AUGAUGAUGAGGGCUUCGGGCUCCAGAGGGUCCAGCAUGACCCACAGUCCCUGGACAAACAAUUCUCCAUCACCUCCACCUUUCUCAGACUUCACCGACAUCAACAACAACAAUAACAGACGUUUACCUGGACAACCAUUGGUCACCAACACCAAAAUCAAUUCGAAGCCGAAGAUUCUUCCCCGUGAGUUGAUCGACAGGUAUAAGCGAGGAGAUACUCAUCCGGUGUCAGCGUUGUACCAGCUCUCACAAGUUCUGCAGUUUCAGCUGGAUCUGAAAGAAACUGUUACCACUGCAGGGAUUUCGGGGUUUUACUUUGCGUUCUGCGCUGUGAUCGAUGGAAUCCAGUAUAAGACCGGCAUGGGCACCACAAAGAAAGAAGCCAGAGCCAAAGCAUCAGAAUUGGCCCUCAAAGAGCUUCUAGCGAGUCUAGAGAAUGAUGAGAUUCCUUCAGAUACUGAUACCGUGGGCCCUCCUCCUCUACCAGUAAGAGAGAAAGAAUCAACAAUCCCACAAGUCCAUUCUGGAAGAGCUGUGAUAGAAAGAAAGAACCCUAUAAAGGACCAGGUUCCCAGCGUGGUGAGGGAGAUGUUUACAAAGCUAAUGGACAAUUACCCAGAAUUCUCAGGCUGUGGCGGAACGUUGGCUGCAUUUGUCAUGCUCUCUCCCACAGGAUGCGAGGUUGUUGCUCUUGGCACAGGCAGUUCUAACACCAAAGCCAGUCCGGCACCCACAGGACGAAUCCUGCACGAUUCCCAUGCAGUAGUAACAGCCCGGAGAUCACUAAUGAGGUUUCUCUACAGGAACUUGUUGCUGUUCUUCAGUAAUAACAGUGCUCUGAAGGAGAAGUCGGUGUUUCAGCAGGACGAGACCACCAAACUGCUCAGCUUCAAAAAUCACAUCACUCUGCAUCUGUAUCUGAGUCAGCUGCCCAAAGGAGCAUCACAGAUCCCGUCUCAGCUCCGCCUCAACCCUCUGUCCAUCUCUGCAUGGGAGGUGAAUAAUCAGAUCAGUCUUCACGUGGUGGUGGAGGGGAAAGUCUUCUCCAAGUUCUCCAGCUCGUAUGAGCAGAUGGGCUCGCAUGUGGUCAGUAUGUCCGCCACCGAUAAAGUCAUGCAGUGGCAGGUGUUGGGCUUCCAAGGGGCGCUACUUAGCCACUUCAUUGAGCCCGUCUACAUGAGCAGCAUAUUCAUUGGUGAUGGCAGCUGCAGUGACAUCCGAGGUAUGGAGAUGGCGGUGAACCAGCGUGUGGAUGGCAUCACCUCAGCGCUGCCCUUGUAUUACUGCGUCUACCGGCCGCACAUCAGCCUGGUGUCUUCAGCCAUUCCUCCAGACACACGCCCCACACAGAAGUUCCUCAGCCUCAACUGGAGCCACGGAGACCUCACGCUGGAGAUGGUGGACGCUCUGGAGGGAAAGUCCACAGAAGACUCUCCGUUUAAGAGCAGUUCAGCUCUGGCCAGCCGUCUGUGCAAGGCAGCGAUGUUCAGUCGAUUUAAUUUGGUAGCUAAAGAGUGCCAGAGAGAGGAGCUGCUCACCGCUGUCACCUACAGAGAGGCAAAGAUGAUGGCGAAGCCAUACCAGGAAGCGAAGAGCAUGCUGAAGUCCUACCUGGAAAGAAAAGGCUACGGCCAGUGGGUGGAGAAACCACCAAUCAGUGACCAUUUCUCCAUGUGAGAAUCCACUUUCAGCCGCCGCAAUGGCAUGUUUAGUUCUCUGUGUGUUUAAAUUUGCUGUGAGUGCAUGCUAAAGUGCUUUUUGGUUUGCAUGUUUGUUUUUGUUCAGAUUUUGUUGUUUAUCAAUGGCAAAAAGAAGGCUCCUAUAGACGACAGACAGCACGUGUGUUUGUGAAC
This is a messenger RNA of Danio aesculapii, 1853 nucleotides long. RefSeq names its product adenosine deaminase domain containing 1 (testis-specific) (gene adad1). NCBI's taxonomy places the organism in Eukaryota, Metazoa, Chordata, Actinopteri, Cypriniformes, Danionidae. The transcript has 11 exons. Gene Ontology annotation, molecular function: double-stranded RNA binding; tRNA-specific adenosine deaminase activity; double-stranded RNA adenosine deaminase activity. Gene Ontology annotation, cellular component: nucleolus; cytoplasm. Bases 1 to 1677 code for a protein of 558 amino acids. The record is from RefSeq and is a predicted model, not a curated record. Gene Ontology annotation, biological process: adenosine to inosine editing; RNA processing.